This is a messenger RNA of Pelobates fuscus (common spadefoot toad), 2668 nucleotides long. It is a transcript of the gene BAIAP2L1, whose product is annotated as BAR/IMD domain containing adaptor protein 2 like 1. Gene Ontology annotation, cellular component: cytosol; nucleoplasm. Gene Ontology annotation, molecular function: protein binding. The transcript has 14 exons. The record is from RefSeq and is a predicted model, not a curated record. Bases 414 to 1955 code for a protein of 513 amino acids. Gene Ontology annotation, biological process: plasma membrane organization; actin filament bundle assembly; positive regulation of actin filament polymerization. NCBI's taxonomy places the organism in Eukaryota, Metazoa, Chordata, Amphibia, Anura, Pelobatidae.
UCUCUCCCAGGUUGAGCUUCCUCCACCCUCCUGCAGGUUCAGUCCGUCCUCUCUCCCAGUGUCAGUGCUGCCCUUCCCACCGCCUCCCCCUCCAGUCCACGCAGGUGCGAUCCUCCCCGGGUCCUGCUGCUGAUCUCAGCGGCCCCACCUUCUUCUCCCUGCCGGUCCCACAAGUUUUGACAGUUGGGUGUAUGCUCCGGGGAGAGCCCGCACUGAGCGCACUGAGCCUGGGCUGGACUUUACAGGAUACCGGCAGCACCGGGACCGGGAGAUAAGCUGGGAGAGACUGGUAGCAGUUCCAGCCGGGGAUAGAGCGGUGCCAGGACCUUAACCAGCCGGGGAGAGAGCGGUGCCAGGACCGGGAUAAGCCUGGGAGAGAGUUCUUGCUUUUGUGGCUGUGGCCGGUAAUCGCCAUGUCCCGGGACCCGGAGUCAGUGGCCAGGAUCACCGAGAACACGUAUAAGAAUGUUGUAGAUCAAUUUAAUCCUGGUUUACGGAACCUUGUUAAUUUGGGGAGAAACUAUGAAAAAGCUAUAUCUGCCAUGGUCCUGGCGGGAAAGGCCUACUUUGAUGGGGUGGCCAAGAUAGGAGAAAUGACCACGGUCUCUCCUGUAUCGAAAGAUCUAGGUUUUGUCCUACAAGAUAUAUCCAGUGUUCACAAAAAGUUGAAUGACAGCCUAGAGGAGAAUUUUAGAAAGUUCCACAGAGAAAUAAUAGCAGAAUUGGAAAGGAAAACAGACCAAGACAUUAAAUAUAUGAACGCAACCCUGAAGAGGUAUCAGACAGAACACAGAAAUAAAAUGGAUUCUCUCGAGAAGUCUCAGACAGAACUUAAAAAGCUUAGGAGAAAAAGCCAGGGUGCACGAAAUGUUACGAAAUAUGAACUGAAGGAAAAUGAGUAUUUGGAAACCAUUACAUCCAGACAGAAUGAUAUGCAGAAAUUUAUAGCCGAGGGCUGCAAGGAAGCUCUCCUCGAAGAAAAGCGCCGUUUCUGUUUCCUGGUGGACAAGCAUUGUAGUUUCAGCAGUCAUCUUAAUUUUUACCAUGUACAGGCAGCUGAACUUCUCGCCUCUAAAUUGCCUAAGUGGCAGGAAACCUGCAAUGACAUGUCACAUGUCCCAGACACGGUUAAUAAUAUGAUUCAAGAUAUGAAAACCCCUGGAGGAACACCUCUAUUUGGUACCCCUGAACCUUCUCCGCUCAUGGAUAAAAAAACAUUGAUGGAUGCAGACUAUGAUACAAUCUCUAGGAAUACAAUGAGAAUGCCCCCAGCACCCCAAAACAGAGCACAGCCAAGUCGAUUGGUAGACAUGUUCAACAAUCCAUCAGCAUUGCAAAGAAUGUCAUACGAGGAACCAAAGCCACUUCAUGUAGAGAGAACAGAGGAACCCAGUAUGCCACGAUCCAUGUCUGUUGCAACAGGAUUGAACCAAAUAAAAAAGCGAAAAGUAAGAACAAUCUUUCCACACACUGGAAACUCCAAGACGUUACUCAGCUUUUCCGAGGGAGAUGUCAUUACCCUUCUUAUUCCAGAAGAAAAAGAAGGAUGGCUUUAUGGGGAGCAUGACAAAUCUAAACUAAAAGGUUGGUUCCCAUCAUCUUACACAAGGCCAAUAGAAGAAAAUGGAAUAGAGUCGCCAAAUGUGCAAAGUGCAACUCCAAGCCCUGCCCCUGUUAGGAGUCUUAGCGCAGCCAACUUAGUUGAAAAGGGUGCCGUCGUAUUGCCAGAACCAGAUUAUUUGGAGACAGUCGGCAAUUCCUCAAACCAAGGGACAACUUCCUACACCGUACCACUUGCCAAAGAACCUGCCCCUGUGGCAACUAAUGGAUCCCCUAAACCUGCUGCAAAUGGCUUAAUGAAACAUCCAUUCUUAAGCGGAGAAAAUCCAUUUGCUACUGUAACACUUCGGCCAACUGUGACAAACGAUCGCUCAGCACCAAUCGUUCGCCGAUGAACAGGAGCAGCUCAUUUAAUAUAUAUAUAUAUUUUUUGUAAUUAUUUUAAGUAUCAUAAAGUACUGUUAUUUCUGUGCUUAUGUUAAUUUUUCAAAUAAUUUCAGCUCAAAAUUUACAGCAGGAAUUGGAAAACAUGAUUUAUGUUCUUAGUAAACUAUUUACUGACAAUGACACAAAAUAUUUCUUAGCAGCAAUGUUGUUUAGCAAAAUGUGUAAAAAAAUAAAAAUAAAAAAUAAAAAAAAGUAAUAAUUAAAAUGCAAUUUAAAAAAAGAAAAGAAAUCAGACUGGAAAAAACACAAUAAAAGCCCCACAAAUCUGCUCAUAAUUUUAAGCUUCAUCUGCAGUUUUAUUUCUUCUUAUUUUUAUGUGAAAAAUCCAUCUUUAUAAUAAAGUAGGAUUUUAUUAAGAUCAGUAAAAAUUUAUUUAUUAUUAAGGGGUUAUGUUGGAAAAUAUCUCCCCUUGAGAAAAGUAUUAUGAUAACUUUGGCCUCUGUAAUAAACGUGUCUACAGUGUGCAGGGUAGCACAAGUACAGAGCUCUAGACAGGGCUGGUCCUGUACUAAAUUGCACGCCAAGCACAAUUUCCCUUGGGACUGAUAUAUUUUGACGUGUGACCUGCAUAUUUUGUUUAUUACCAAAUAAUAUAGAUGCAAAGGCGAAAGAAGCCCAUUGGGAUGUUAGAUAAUUGCUUAGAAUGCCCUAUGUACAAAAA